AUGAUAAAGCUCUCACUUCUCCUAAGUCUAGCGAGCUUCACUGCAGUUCUUGCAAACCAAAGGCCUCGCUGCCAAAGAUGCCCAGUGAGCAGCAGUAAGUACUUCCAACAAAAUAAUCUUCUUGGAAGCAGGUUCCAAAACGAGGUACAGAGACUUUGCGCCCGCCGUGUGCGAGAAGAAAGUUCUUCUGAAUCAUCCUCUUCCUCUAGCUCUGAAGACUGCUCCCGAAGAAGGAGAAGACCCCACAGAGAAUGGGAGGACAGCUGUUCAUCAUCAUAUUCUUCUUGCAGUAGCACAGAUAGCUGCUCUUCAAGCGCCCCCUGCCCACCUCCAGUGGCUCAAAGGUGUGAUAUCGAACUCAAGACUCCUAUAAUCCUGAUGGGAGAAAGGAUCUACGAAUUCCUCAAGAACUACGAGGACCAGUACAAGAAGGCUGUUCUUCUUUUCUUGACCAAUAUCCUUUCGCAGAUCUCAGGAUUCAACCCAGUCUUCCCUGGUGGAGACUACGAUGCUCUGAUUGAACAACUCAAGACACUUGGAGUCACUGUCCCAGCAAACACUGCUGCCGAGCUUGCCGCCAUAGAUGCUGCUGAGUCGUCAGCCCUCACAAGGGCCAUUCAGGCCAAUGCACAGAAGGUAAUUAGCGAUCUACUUACCAGGGUCAGUGCCAUGUGCUACUUGGACAUCAUGAGCCUUGUCAACAGUGGUCUUCUAGCCAGCCAAGUCUCAAGUGUUUUCAACAACAUCCAGCCAAUAAUCACCAUUGCCGGAAAUGAUUUGUUUGCCAAACAGAUGGCAGUGUUCCAGAAGAUACCAGGAACUCUGCCCUCCGCUGCCAUCACAGCUAUCACCAAUGCUCUCCAAGGCAACAGGACCAACUUUGUCACAUUCUUUACAACUCAGACAAGCAAUCUGCAAACAAGCGUCCAGAACUCUCUUACAACCCUGAUUUCUGAGCUUGAGAAGCUGGCCACCGACACGGAGACUGCCUUCACAGCUUUUGCAAAUGCAGAAAUUUCAGCACUUAUAAGCAGAAUCUUCCCAACAUCCACCACAUCUUCGGGAUCCGGAGACUCUACAGGGUCUGGAAGCACGGGAGAUGCAGGAGAUGCGGGAGAUACAGGAGAGGACGGCGGAGAUGAUGAGGGUACAGAAGGAACUGGUUAG
This is a messenger RNA of Encephalitozoon intestinalis ATCC 50506, 1167 nucleotides long. Its product is annotated as spore wall protein 1. Bases 1 to 1167 code for a protein of 388 amino acids. The record is from RefSeq and is a predicted model, not a curated record. NCBI's taxonomy places the organism in Eukaryota, Fungi, Microsporidia, Unikaryonidae. The transcript has a single exon.